Molecule: messenger RNA, 2706 nt
Organism: Drosophila innubila
Lineage: Eukaryota; Metazoa; Arthropoda; Insecta; Diptera; Drosophilidae
Product: transmembrane protein 68
Exons: 4
Coding region: 677-1687 (336 amino acids)
Cellular component (GO): membrane
Molecular function (GO): acyltransferase activity
Source: RefSeq, a predicted model, not a curated record
GCUAUCGAUAUACUCCCACUUCUGCAAUGAAAACAAAAAAGUCUCGUGCAAUACGGUAUUUAAGCACACCAGAUAGUAUUAUUAACAUAAAGAGCAGCUAACAAAAGAGACGGUGAUUUCCAAACACAAUGUGCCAGACGCUGCUUGGCCUCAGUUGUCUUUAAAGCAAGCGGACGGACGGACAGCACGACCAACGUUUAUGCCCAACAGCAGCAGCAGCAACAACAAUAAUAACUCACUAACAACAAGAGCGAUGAAACAAUUUCAUAAGCAUUAAAUGUACAUAUGUAUGUAAAUGCUUAACGGACCUCCUCCUCCUCCUCUUUGCCAAAUGAGCGGCAGUAAUGAGUUGCCAUCGAACAAAUGAGCACAGAAACAAUAACAAAAGCAGCAAACAAACAAAAAUAAUAAAAACAGCAAACAAACAAAAAUAAUAUAAAAAAAAACAACUGAGGGCGAACGUCAACGACGACGAAGCCGGUGAGAAUAAAAAAAAAACCUAAUUUCAAGUCAAAUUCGCGAAGCAUAAAGAAAGAAAGUAAGCAUUAAGUGAAAAUUAGGCCAGCAAAAGCAACGUUUAACGGCUGAAAACAAACCAACAGCAACACAAAAACAAAAACGUCGCCUGAACAUCCAUGAAAUCUCAAUCAUAACCGGCAGCAACAAUACCUUUAAAAUGGACUUUCUGGCCAAUUUCAUCAGUAAUCCACAGAGCAUGUUGUCAAGCUAUAUCGACCUGGAUUACUCACUAUGGCUGUAUCGCUUUCUAACGCCGUUGAUUGUCACAUUCCUCCUGCCGCUAGUUUUCGUAGCGCUCAUCUAUAUAUCAUUCUUGGUUCUCUUUAUCUACAAGCUGCACAGGCAAGUUAUAAUGCGAGCAGUGCAAACGGAUCGGAAUUUUUGGCGCGUUGGCCGCAAAAUUGUAGCCGCGAUUUGGGAUGCACAUGCACGCAUUUAUCACGGCUAUGAAGUAAUCGGUUUGGAUAACGUACCUCAGGAAGGACCAGCGCUUAUUGUAUAUUACCACGGCGCGAUUCCCAUCGAUAUGUACUAUUUGAAUUCACGGAUGCUGCUGCAGCGUGAGCGCCUGAUCUACACAAUUGGCGAUCGAUUUCUAUUUAAACUGCCUGGCUGGGGUACCAUCUCAGAAGCGUUCCACGUCAGCCCCGGUACGGUUCAAUCAUGUGUGAGCAUUUUGCGGGAUGGAAAUCUACUGGCCAUAUCACCGGGUGGUGUUUACGAGGCACAGUUUGGUGAUCAUUACUACGAGCUGCUCUGGCGUAAUCGUGUAGGAUUCGCAAAAGUGGCCCAGGAGGCCAAAGUUCCCAUUAUACCCUGCUUUACACAGAAUUUGCGCGAAGGAUUCCGCCAAGUAGGAAUUUUUCGCAAGUUCUUUAUGCGGCUAUAUAAUAAGGUGCGCAUACCCGUCUAUCCCAUAUACGGCGGAUUUCCGGUCAAGUUUCGUACAUAUUUGGGCAAACCCAUCGAUUAUGAUGAGAACCUGACGCCGCAGGAGCUGCAAAUAAAGGUUGCCACAGCCAUUGAAGAUCUUAUCAAUAAACAUCAGCGGCUGCCAGGUAGCAUACUUAUGGCGCUAUUAGAUCGCCUGCCGGCAUUUCAAAGUCAGCGCAAAGUAAUCACCUGUGUCUCCAGUGGAAGUGAAAUCAGCAAAGACAAAGCUGAAUAGAUCUUACGUCUUUCCAAUUGCUACUAACUGUGUUAAUAACUAACGAUCUAAACAAAUUUGAGGGCAGUAAACAUUUAUCUGAUUUGUAUGCCUGAUGCAAUGUGCCGCCAUAAGACUUCGUUCCAUGUCAUUCACUAUAAUGUAUCUAACGACUUCUUUUUUUACAUAUUAAUUUUAACGUGACUGUUUGCAAUGAGCUUGAUUAAAUCUCGCUCUUUGAGUGCAAUAAUCCACCUUAUAUCGCCCUAAGCUCUUUGUAUAGAACAUAGUUUUGCUAUGCGGAAUAAUUGAAAUGUUACUUGUAAUUUUGUUUAUAACAACUUUGCAGAGGGAAUUUGAAUUUUUUUUUCCGAAAUGUGUACCACAUUAACGGAGUCGUGACAAAACCAAACACGUAGAUAUAUUCAUAAUCAGGUCGACGAGCUGAUUCUUAUCAGAUUUAAAGCUAUCUUGAUGAAUCUUGGUACAAGUCCGUCUUUUGCUGCAGGCGGUAUAUAUGUCGGAACCGGCCGAUUGGGAUCACUAAAUAAGAUAAGAAAAGAUAACUGUCAUCGGCACAAUCUAUUUGUUCGUGUGAAAAUCUUUGUUGUUUGAGAUAUGUCAACCAAUCUCACAGAUUUUGUAUUUGGUAUUGGCCUUGACAUCCCGACAAAAUUUGUUUAAAAUUGGACUACAAUUACAAAUAUUGAAAAUUAAAUACAGGGCUCUGCAAGGGUAUCAAAUCUUCGGCGUGCCAAAGAUAACCUAUCUGGUUUUUUUUUAUCAUAAUGCUUAGUCCUUUUAUCAUACAUAAACACAGUUAUGUAUUUCCUUUAGUUGAUAUAAGUUCUACAAAUGUUUUUUUAGUCUUGUGUAAUUCUGUGAGUUAAAACGAAUGUGUGCGUGAAUGUGUAUAAAUAAUGUUACUAUCUUCCCUGUAUAUUGUAUUGUAUAAACUUGCAGUUAAUACUUUAUGUUUUUGACACUUUUAUACUGUAUCCGUAACAAAUAAAACUUAAAUUUUAAGUGUAUUAUAUUAA